GGCAGCGGGGGGUUGAGGAGCGCGUCCCCGCACCGCAACGCGUACGAGGCCACCAUCCAGGCCCUGAAGCCCACAAAGGAUGCCGAGGGCGAGGACGGCAAGAAAGCCCGCAGCAAGAAGUAUGGCUCCAACGUCCAUCGCAUCAAGAACAUGUUCCUGCAGAUGGACGCGCCGGGCCCCGAGGGCGCCUGCGACUUGGCCAAGGGCAAGGAGAAACCCGUCCGCCUCUCCCUGCCCCGCGCCGGCAGCCUGAGCGAUGGCAUGGAGCAGGGCAGCCCGCUGAAGCUGGGCACCAGCGUGUCCGAGAGGGUGAGCCGCUUCGAUUCCAAGCCCGACAAACCCUUCUCCAAGCUGCAGGAGACCCGUAAGAUCUUCGAGAGGAGCCCGCAGGAGAAGGAAACCACCACCAAGCUGCUGCUGCGCAAAGAGCGCGCCGGCUUCCAGGACCGCAAGCUGGACGUGGUGGUGAAGUUCAACGGCAGCACCGAGUCCUUGGAUAAGCUGGACACCGAGGCCGUGUCGCCCACCGUCAGCCAGCUGAGCGCCGUGUUUGAGAAGGCUGACCUGAGGAACAACCUGCACAAGACGCCGGGGCGCGCCGGACCGCUCAACUCCAAGCUGGUGAGCAAAAGGUCCCGCGUCUUCCUGCAGGGCGGAGAGGGUGGCAAAGCUGAGGGCUGCGCAGAAGGCAGCGCUGCGCCCACACGGCCGCGUCCUGCGGAGGAGGAGAAGGUGAUGGGCAAAGCCCCGAGGUCGGCGGAGAAGGAUGGGAGCGUCCCGCGGGUGCAGGAGGUCUGCAAGAUCAAACCUGUGGAGGUGGAGGAGAGCGGAGAGUUGGAGGCGGAGGUGGAGGUGAAGGAGCCCACGGCUGCAGCCGAGGUGGCCAAAGGGGCCGAGGGGUCGGUGGUCCCCGAACCGUGCCUGGAUGGGGGUGAGGAGCCCCCCGACGCCAAGGAGGGAGGCAAGGGUGAGCGGGUGGAGGAGAGCGAGCUGUACGAUGAGUCCAAGAAGGAGGACUUCUCCGAGGCGGACCUGGUGGACAUAAGUGCCUACAGUGGGCUCGGGGAGGACUCGGGGGGCAGCGGGUUGGAUGAGGAUGAGGAAGCGGAUGGGCUCUACGAGCCCGAAUCCAGCUGCAUGGAGAUCCCGGGGCUGUCUGAGGAAGAGGAGCCCGUUCCCAAUCGCAAGAUCCAGUUCAGCACGGCGCCCAUCCAGGUCUUCAGCACUUACUCCAACGAGGACUACGACCGCCGCAAUGAAGAUGUUGACCCCAUGGCUGCAUCAGCAGAGUAUGAGCUGGAGAAGAGGGUGGAGCGGCUCGACCUCUUCCCCGUGGAGCUGGAGAAAGAUGCUGCAGGGCUGGGAAUCAGCAUCAUUGGCAUGGGCGCAGGGGCUGACAUGGGCCUGGAGAAGCUGGGCAUCUUCGUCAAGACGGUGACGGAGGGAGGGGCGGCCCACCGGGACGGCAGGAUCCAGGUGAACGACCUCAUCGUGGAGGUGGAUGGCACCAGCCUGGUGGGAGUGACGCAGAGCUUCGCUGCCUCCGUGCUCAGGAACACCAAGGGCCGUGUCCGGUUCCUCAUCGGGCGGGAGAAGCCAGGUGAGCAGAGUGAGGUGGCCCAGCUGAUCCAGCAGACGCUGGAGCAGGAGCGGUGGCAGCGGGAGAUGAUCGAGCAGCGCUACACGCAGUACACCGAGGAUGAUGAGGAGACAGGGGAAUACGCCACAGAUGAGGAGGAGGAGAUGAGCCCCAUGUUCCCCAGCAGUGAGAUGGCCAUCGAGGUGUUCGAGCUGGCCGAGAACGAGGACACGCUUUCCCCAGUUGAGAUGGACCCUGAGAAGCUGGUGCACAAAUUCAAGGAGCUCCAGAUCAAGCACGCUGUCACCGAGGCGGAGAUCCAGCAGCUGAAGAGGAAGCUGCAGUGCCUCGAGCAGGAGAAGGCACGGUGGCGGGCUGAGAAGGCCCAGCUGGAGCAGAGCGUGGAGGAGAACAAGGAGCGCAUGGAGAAGCUGGAGGGGUACUGGAUGGAGGCACAGAACCUGUGCCAGGCGGUGGAUGAGCAUCUCAAGGAGACACAGGCCCAGUACCAGACUCUGGAACGAAAGUACAGCAAGGCCAAACGGCUCAUCAAGGAGUACCAGCAAAAGGAAAUCGAGUUCCUGAAGAAGGAGACGGCGCAGCGGAGGGUGCUGGAAGAGUCGGAGCUGGCGCACAAGGAGGAGAUGGAGAAGCUGCAGGAGAAGGUGGGCACCGGGCGCCGGGAUGCGGGCUGCCCCUGAGCCCUGGGGCCACCGUGGGCACGGCCGGAUCCGGCCAUGGCUCCACCGCCGCCUGGUCCCGCUCCACCGCCGCUCCCACCGCGUCGCUCCCGCGAUGGAUCGCAGGAAUUCUGCUCUGCUCCUCAUCCCACGUUGGGCAGCAAUGGAUCUGCCCAACCCACCGGAUUCUGCUCCCGUUGUCCCGGAUCGAGGGGAUCCGUUUGGGCGCUGCCGUGCGCCCGAUCCUCCUCCUGGCGUUGGAUGCCGCACGGGAUCGCGGUGGAUCCGCCCAGAUGUUGGGCUGUGCUGGAUCCUGCUGCAGGGUCUGACAUUCCCCCCAUGGACCAAAAGAGAUUGUCUUGGGCACCGGAUCCUGGGCUGCGCUCGUGGGAUCCCGCAGUGGGUCCUGGCAGAUGUGUGUGAGGCUCUGGGUCACGCCUGAUCCUCAGCCUGGAGCCGGGUCCCAUGCUGGUCAUGUUGGAUCCCACCACGGGUCACACUGGAUUCCAUGUAGGCUCCACCAGAUCCCAACCAGGGAUCAGAGAGCUGUGCUGGGUCAUAGCAAAUCCCCUACGGGGUCACCGCAUCCCCCAGGAGCCCGGAGCACCUGGGAAGUGCCGUUGGUUGCGGUGUGGGGGCCGGGGGGCACCAGGGGACCCUCCAUGUGCCCCUCCUUUCCACGAUGCCCUCCUCAGACACCCCCAGAUGACGCACAGCCUCUCACCCACCAGCUGGCUGCAGCCCCCCAUUCCCGCCCCCCAAUCCCACACUGUCCCCCCGAUACUCCACCCCGUUCCCCUGUCCAUGCUGUUCCUCCCUAAUCGUGUCUCCAUCCUCUCCCCCUUGUCCCCCACCCACCAUCUCCGUGUCCCCCCCCAUCGCGUCCUCCAAGUUCUGUCCCCCAUCCCGUCUCCACGUC
Molecule: messenger RNA, 3178 nt
Organism: Meleagris gallopavo (turkey)
Lineage: Eukaryota; Metazoa; Chordata; Aves; Galliformes; Phasianidae
Source: RefSeq, a predicted model, not a curated record